CCGCGUAUUUUCUUGCAGGAUUGCCUACUCUCUCACGCAAAUCUUACGGCAAGUCUGUUAUUCCAUUACGAACCUAAUACUAGCUGCAUCAAAGGCUUUGGAGAACUUUGCAAACCCUUCCGACUAUUUACGAAGUAAAAAAACCUAAGUCUCACUCCAGACAGCAAAGCAGUGUUUGCAACCCUGCUUAAGUAAAGCAGAGAUGCCUAACAUUUUAAAGAGUCACUAUCCAGGCACUCGUGCCACAGAUCAUGCUCUUAAACGCUAUAAUUUGUUUAUUGUUAAUGAUGUGCGGCUUAAUUGCGCGAAACGAGCCGAAAACGCUCCGGCCAAUCAGAACGUGCUAACAUUAGGACCUUCUAAAGGUGCGCCGCCGGACGUCAUCAUCGUAAGCCCGAGCCGACAUGGCCGCUAGAGAAGGCGAGAUGGCUACAUCGGCUGAUGAUGAUGAUGCUGCUUUUCAGACGUUUUACACCGAGGUGAAGCAGAUUGAAAAGAGAGACUCUGUCCUCACACCGGCACAGCAGAUAGAAAGGCUAACCAGGCCAGGAUCUUCCUAUUUCAAUUUGAAUCCCUUUGAGGUCCUUCAGAUUGACCCUGAAGUAACGGACGAAGAGAUAAAGAAGAGAUUUCGGCAGCUCUCAAUUCUAGUCCAUCCAGACAAGAACCAGGAUGAUGCUGACAGAGCCCAGAAAGCUUUUGAAGCGGUGGACAAGGCAUACAAACUGCUCUUGGACCAGGAACAGAAGAAGCGAAUCAUAGACGUGAUCCACGCAGGGAAGGAGCACGUGGAGCACAUGAUGGAGAAGAAGAAGAAGCAGUUGAAGAAGGACGGCAAGGUCAUGGUGGUAGAGGAGGACGACCCAGAGAUGUUCAGACAGGCAGUCUACAAGCAGACCAUGAAGCUUUUUGCAGAGCUGGAAAUCAAGAGGAAGGAGCGGGAGGCCAAGGAGAUGCACGAGAGGAAAAGGCAAAGGGAGGAAGAGAUUGAGGCUCAGGAGAAAGCCAAGCGUGAGAGGGAAUGGCAGAAGAACUUUGAGGAUACGCGGGAUGGUCGCGUGGACAGCUGGAGAAGCUUCCAGGCCAAAGGGAAGAGCAGGAAGGAGAAGAAGGUGCGGACGUUCCUCAAACCACCGAAGGUCAAGAUGGAACAGCGGGAGUGACCCCCCCCAGCCCCCCCUCCCAGUACUCUGCUCUCCUGUCUUCUGUUUAACGCCUGCUCUUAUGAGCAGAUGUGCACGUAUAUUUAUGAAGUCCGAUUCCCCUGGCAGAGCUCAGGGGCACAUUUUUGAAAUUGUCCCAUUUUAAUUUAUUUUGGCCUCGAUCCUUUCCUCCGUUUCAUGGAUGUGGUUUUCCAAAGGCUCCCCCGACUGAACCCUUGCCUCUACCUCGCCGUUGCCUGGUGCCGUCUUUCUGGGCCGGGCCGGGCUGGGCCGGCGGACCCAUCUUGAUAGUUUUGGAUGGAAUUCAGACUGCUCCUUGUUGCUGGACAGGGUGCCUGUCAGACUGUGAUUUUCAUUAAAGUGCUUCACUGUCACCCCUGCCGCCACCCUAUCAGUGUGCGGGCCGCCGCCUCCACAUGUGACUCUGAGAGGCUGUACCUGCCCUGUGUGUGAUGUGACUUGCUGAGGUGUCGCCGCCUCUACAUGUGACUCUGAGAGGUUGUACCUGCCCUGUGUGUGAUGUGACUUGCUGAGGCGCCGCCGCCUCCACAUGUGACUCUGAGAGAGACUGUACCUGCCCUGUGUGUGAUGUGACUUGCUGAGGCGCCGCCGCCUCCCCAUGUGACUCUGAGAGACUGUACCUGCCCUGUGUGUGAUGUGACUUGCUGAGGCGCCGCCGCCUCCACAUGUGACUCUGAGA
Brienomyrus brachyistius is the source of this 1863-nucleotide messenger RNA. Its product is annotated as dnaJ homolog subfamily C member 8-like. Gene Ontology annotation, cellular component: nucleus. The transcript is spliced from 9 exons. NCBI's taxonomy places the organism in Eukaryota, Metazoa, Chordata, Actinopteri, Osteoglossiformes, Mormyridae. The record is from RefSeq and is a predicted model, not a curated record. Bases 405 to 1163 code for a protein of 252 amino acids.